Molecule: messenger RNA, 1023 nt
Organism: Aricia agestis (brown argus)
Lineage: Eukaryota; Metazoa; Arthropoda; Insecta; Lepidoptera; Lycaenidae
Product: organic cation transporter protein-like
Exons: 3
Biological process (GO): transmembrane transport
Cellular component (GO): membrane
Molecular function (GO): transmembrane transporter activity
Source: RefSeq, a predicted model, not a curated record
UUAGUAAUGGAGUUAGUUGGCCCGCAGUACCGAGUAGCUGUCGGUGCAACCAUGAACACAUUCUUCUCCGUGGGUCAAAUAAUGUUGGGCUUGAUAGCAUGGGCCAUACCAAAUUGGCAGAUGCUCACCCUCACUCUUUACAUCCCGCAAUUCAUAACCAUAUCCUACUUCUGGUUAAUAUCAGAAUCGGUCCGAUGGUACAUGAGCAAGGGAAGAUUUGAGGAGGCAGAACAAGUUUUGAAAGAAGUAGCUCGCGUUAAUGGAAAACAAUUAUCUGAAAAAUCUUUAGUAGCUCUGAGAGAAUCGGACGAGGAAGAUAAGAAGCAGAGAGCGAUUGAUAAUGCUCAACAGAAAAAUGAACCAUGGCUCAUCGUUCUCGUGUUCAGGAAUAAGCAGAUUCUAAUAAGAGCUUUGAUUUCCCCGAUAUGGUGGAUCACCAACACUUUUAUCUACUACGGAAUGUCUAUAAACUCUGUCAAUUUGUCCGGAAAUCGCUAUGUUAACUAUAUCUCCGUCUCUGCGGUUGAAAUUCCUGGGUACUGGACAGCCGUUUUCCUUAUGGAUAGGAUUGGAAGAAAGCCUGUACUGAUUGCAGCCUUUUGGAUUUGUAGCGCUUGCCAAAUUGCGUAUUUGCUUAUACCAACAGAUCAGUAUGGAGCAAUUUUAACCGUGUACUUGAUUGGCAAGUACUCUAUAGCGAUGGUCAUGACUUCAGUUUAUGUGUAUACAGCAGAAUUAUACCCGACUAAAUAUCGACAUAGCCUGUUUGCUUUUUCAUCUAUGAUGGGAAGAAUUGGUGCCGGAGUUGCACCUCUUACGCCUGCAUUUGGUGAUAAACUGCCAUUUAUACUAUUCGCCUCGUUCGCUCUACUAUCAGGAAUCCUAGUCUUUAUCACACCAGAGACUCUUGGCACCAAACUCCCAGAUUCAAUGGAAGAUGCGUCGAAUAUAGGACAAAAGUUGGUCAAAACGUGAUAAAAGAACAUUAUUUUAAUUUAAAUAAUUUGAUAAUAGCAAUAGGUA